AUGAUGUCGUACCUGAAGCAGCCGCACUUCGGGGUCAGCGGGCUGGGCCUGGAGCUGCUGCCGCCCGUGGGAUACCCCGGCACCCCCCGCAAGCAGCGCCGCGAGCGCACGACGUUCACGCGGGCGCAGCUGGACGUGCUGGAGGCGCUGUUCGCCAAAACGCGGUACCCGGACAUCUUCAUGAGAGAGGAGGUGGCGCUGAAAAUCAACCUGCCCGAGUCACGGGUACAGGUGUGGUUCAAGAACCGCCGCGCCAAGUGCCGCCAGCAGCAGUCCCAGGGCUCGGGCCCCCCCAAGCCCCGCCCCCCCCCCAAGAAGAAACCCUCCCCCCCCCGCGACCCCCCCCCGGACCCCGCCCCUCCCCCCGCCGGGCCCUUCACCCCUCCCCCCCGCCGCCCCUCCCCCCCCCGUCUCCAUCUGGAGCCCGGCCCGCGCUCUCGCCCCUCCCCCCCCGACCCCUCCCCCGGUUUCCGGGGGGGUUUCCCCCCCCCGGGGGGUUUCUCGCAGCCCUUCCCCCCCUUUUUCGGGGGGCUGGACCCUUACCUGUCGCCCCUCCCCCCGCCCCAGGUGGGCGGGCUCAGCCCCCUGGGCGGCCCCGCCCCCCCCGCCCCUCCCCCCGCGGCCGCGCUGGGGUUCGGGGGGGCCCCGGCGGCGUUCGGGGGGUUCGGGGAUUGCCUGGAGGGGGGAGGGGCGGCCUGGAAGGUGAAUUUUGGGGGAGGGGAUUGCCUGGAGUUCAAGGACCAGAGCACCUGGAAGUUCCAGGUGUUGUAG
Molecule: messenger RNA, 771 nt
Organism: Oenanthe melanoleuca
Lineage: Eukaryota; Metazoa; Chordata; Aves; Passeriformes; Muscicapidae
Product: homeobox protein otx5-like
Biological process (GO): regulation of transcription by RNA polymerase II
Cellular component (GO): nucleus
Molecular function (GO): DNA-binding transcription factor activity, RNA polymerase II-specific; RNA polymerase II cis-regulatory region sequence-specific DNA binding
Source: RefSeq, a predicted model, not a curated record